Messenger RNA from Actinia tenebrosa (Australian red waratah sea anemone), 3044 nucleotides. Its product is annotated as acetyl-coenzyme A synthetase, cytoplasmic. NCBI's taxonomy places the organism in Eukaryota, Metazoa, Cnidaria, Anthozoa, Actiniaria, Actiniidae. Gene Ontology annotation, biological process: acetyl-CoA biosynthetic process. Gene Ontology annotation, molecular function: acetyl-CoA synthetase activity. The record is from RefSeq and is a predicted model, not a curated record.
GUCGUGUAGACAUCAAGAUGGCGGCUGCAUCACCCGAGCACGCAAAGGAACUAGAAGGAUGGUUUUACCCAACGGAAGAGAACMAAAAAUCUGCAUAUAUCUCAAGCAUGGAGCAAUAUAAUUCCAUGUACAAAARGUCUCUGGAAGAUCCGGCAGGUUUUUGGGGAGAUGUAGCAAAAGAAUUUCAUUGGCAAGUCCCGCCAAAACCCGAGAACUUUUUGAAUUACAACUUUGACUUGAACAAAGGCCGGGUGGAUGUAAAAUGGAUGGAAGGAGCAAAGACUAAUAUAUGUUAUAAUUUGCUGGAUAGACACGUUAAGAAUGGCUUAGCAGACACCGUGGCGUUUUACUGGGAGGGGAAUUCCCCAGGCGAUGAAAGAAAGAUUACCUACGGGGAAUUGCUCAAAGAAGUUUGCAAGUUUUCUAAUGUACUAUGUGCCAAAGGGGUCAUGAAAGGUGAUAGGGUUGCCAUUUACAUGCCAAUGAUUAUAGAACUAGUUGUUGUAAUGCUGGCUUGUGCAAGGAUUGGAGCUGUCCAUUCCAUCGUGUUUGGAGGGUUUUCUGCUCACUCAUUGGCCGAGAGGAUCUUAGAUUCAAAGUGCAAGGUUUUAGUUACUGCAGAUGGUUCGUAUAGAGGUCUUAAAAUGAUUAACUUGAAAGAGAUUUCUGAUGAUGCCAAGAAAAUCUGUGCUCAAAGUGAAUUCAUAGUUGAGACCUGCAUUGUAGUCCAACAUCUGGGAGCAACCAAACAAGCUGAAAAUGGUGCAGCAGACAGUCCUCCUCCUAAAAGACCUUGUAAAAGUUUGAGUACCCCAUUUGAAGAGAAUGUAGACUUUUGGUACCACGACUUGAUGGCAACAGCAAGUGACAAGCAUGAGGMAGUCUGGGUGGAUGCUGAAGACCCUCUCUUUAUGUUAUACACAAGUGGUUCAACAGGAAAGCCAAAAGGUUUGACCCACACAACGGGUGGCUACAUGCUUUAUACAGCAGUCACUUUUAAAUAUACCUUUGAUUACCACCCUGGUGAGAUAUACUGGUGUACAGCAGAUAUCGGGUGGAUUACUGGUCAUAGUUACAUCACCUACGGYCCCAUGGCAAUGGGUGCGACUAGUGUACUGUUUGAAGGCACUCCAUUCUACCCUGAUGCCGGUCGUUUCUGGGAAAUUGUUGAUAAAUACAAGGUCCAGAAGUUCUACACUGCACCAACCGCAAUCAGGGCUUUGAUGAAGUUCAAGCAUGAAAUAAAGAAGCAUGAUCUCAGUAGUCUGAGAAUUCUUGGAACAGUAGGUGAACCUAUUAACCCUGARGCAUGGCUGUGGUACUAUCGAAUCRUCGGUCAUGAGAAAUGCUCUAUAGUGGAUACUUACUGGCAAACUGAGACUGGGGGUCAUGUAAUCACACCUAUGCCAGGAGCCACGCCCAYGAGGCCAGGUGCAGCAACAUUUCCAUUCUUUGGUAUUGAGCCAGUGAUUAUCAGUGAGGAAGGAAAAGAGAUGGAAGGUCCUUGUGAAGGAUAUCUGGCAUUCAAGCGUCCAUGGCCUGGCAUGGCYCGUACAAUCUACAACGAUCACCAAAGAUUUGAAAAUGUCUACUUUUCCAAGUUUAAAGGCUAUUAUCUGACCGGUGAUGGAUGUAAGCGAGAUAACAACGGGAUGUUCUGGGUGACAGGACGUACAGAUGACUGCAUGAAUGUAUCUGGUCACCUCUUGUCCACUGCUCAGAUUGAGAGCGCACUUGUUGAACACRAUGAUGUCAGUGAAGCGGCUGUGGUUUCAUGUCCUCAUAAAGAAAARGGCGAAGGAAUCUACUGUUUUGUGUCGCUAAUGGAGGAUGCAGAGAUGAGUGAAGAACUUAUUAAAGAACUGAAGCAAAAAGUUCGUCUGAAGAUCGGUCCAUUUGCUGCACCUGAUGUCAUUCAAAAUGCACCAAUCCUACCAAAGACCAGAUCAGGCAAGAUUAUGAGACGCAUUCUACGUAAGGUAGCCAAGAAUGAUCAUGAGACAGGUGACUUGUCUACUAUCUAUGAUCCAGCAGUGGUGACUAGUCUGUUUAAAGGAAGGCCACAUGUACCUUUCCUACCAGACUAAACUAGACUGAAACUAGACUUUAGAAUGCUAUCGACCCCUUCCCCCACCACCACCCAAACCCUUAUAUACCCAAGUCCUAUCACUAUCCAUCCUCUCCUCCACCACCCGACCCCUUGAGCACUUUAGUAAAUAGACAAAUGGGAAGGGAGGUGACUAAAUUUGUUUACCUUUUCUACCAAACUAAACUUGACGGUAGAGUCUUAUCACAAUCCAUCCACUCUCCCCACCCCUCCCCUCCACAGUAAGGAGUGAGAAGGGGAGGGGUGGAGUAGAGCAAGGUACAUAACUUGUCUUCUCGUACAUAGGAUUUUUGGAUCAAUCUUUUGUACUUACUGUAGAAUAAGGCUAGUUAUUUGACUUUGUCUCAACAUGCACUCGAAAUCUAUGAAAAGCAAUUCUACUAUCAUGGGCGCCAGCAUGUGAUGGUGCAAAACCUAUAUUCGCAAUUUUUUACUUUUAAAUUUACGUAAUGAAAUGAGCUUAUUAUGACUUAAUGCUGUCAACAAGUAAUCUGACUGUCAUCCAGCGACUUUGCAUUCCCCUCAUUCAAUCCCAUAAUCCCUUUCUGUAUAAAUUCUUCACAUAAAUUCUUUGGAAAGUAAACGUCAUUCUCAAAUGUCCAUUGAUUGGUUACUGGUGUUAGAAAACCCUGCUCAGGAAAUUGAGUUCCACAUCUGGCAACCAAUCAUUGGCCAUUCAAUUGUAUCCAAUAGAACCUUUAAGUUGUUUCAUAUUUCCGGGUCCAGCUGCUUACAAAACCAACUGAAAAUCAAGCAAAUAAAUCAACCUCCACCUGAAACUUUGGACCAAAAAAAAUGUCAUGAAAAAAAAAUCUUUAAUARAAACGGGAAUUGCUUUUUGUUUUGGACCAGGAAGWYGUUUUUUACACUUAAAAGUUCUCUGUUGUUAGUUCCUUUAUUGUGACUAUUUCAGUUCAAUAAACCACAACUAUCUUGG